AUGUCUCGCCAGUCCUGUGGUCUCAGCAAGGGAUUCAGCUCCAGCUCUGCUUGCUUGGGAGGGAAGACCAAGGUCACGUUCAGCUCUGUGUCCCGUGGAGGAUGCAGGGGACCUGGUAACGCCGGUGGCUUCAGCAGCAGGAGCCUCUACAGCUUGGGAGGCAGUAAAAGCACCUCUCUGGGAGGAUUCGGUGGAGGUGCUGGUAUCUGCAGAGGUUUUGGGGCUGGUGGCCAAGGAAGCUUUGGCUACGGCUACGGUGCUGGAGCAGGGUUUGGUGGUGCCUAUGGUGGUGGGGUUGGAGGCAGCUUCAGUGGAGGCCUCGGCAGUGUUUUCGGUGGCUUUGGUGGAGGAUUUGAUGGCGGGAUAGGAGGUCAAGGCUUUCCCUCCUGCCCGCCGGGCGGCAUCAGGGAAGUGACCAUCAACCAGAGCCUGCUGACCCCGCUCCACCUUGAAAUUGACCCUGAGAUCCAGAAGGUGCGAACACAAGAGCGGGAGGAGAUGAAGAAGCUCAACGACAAAUUCGCUUCCUUCAUUGACAAGGUCCGGUUCCUAGAGCAGCAGAACCGAGUCCUGGAGACCAAGUGGAAACUCCUGCAGGAGCAGGGUGACACAGCGACGGGCGGCAGGAACCUCAGCCCCUAUUUCGAGAGCUACAUCAGUGGGCUGAGGAAGAAGCUGGACAUCCUCUCGAGCGAGAAGCACCAGCUGGAGUCAGAGCUGAAGAGCCUCCAAGAUACAGUGGAAGACUACAAGACCAAGUACGAAGAGGAAAUAAACAAAAGGACAUCUGCGGAGAACGAUUUUGUGCUCCUGAAAAAGGACGUGGAUGGGGUCUAUAUGGCCAAGGUGGAACUUCAGGCAAAAUUAGAUUCUCUGGCAGAUGAGAUUAACUUCUUAAGGUGUCUUUAUGAAGAGGAGCUGUCUCAGAUGCAGAAGUCCGUUUCUGACACCUCUGUGGUUCUCUGCAUGGACAAUAACCGCAACCUGGAUCUGGACAGCAUCAUUGCGGAGGUCAAAGCCCAGUAUGAGGAGAUUGCCAACAGGAGCCGAAUGGAGGCUGAGUCUUGGUACCGAUCCAAGUAUGAAGAGCUGCAGGUUACCGCAGGCAAACACGGAGACAGCCUUAAAGACACAAAGAUCGAGAUCUCUGAGCUCAACCGUGUGAUCCAGAGGAUACGGGCCGAGAUCGAGAGCGUAAAGAAACAGUGUGAGACUCUGCAGACCUCCAUUGCGGAUGCUGAGGAACGCGGGGAGGUGGCCCUCAAGGAUGCCAGGGCCAAACUUACUGAACUGGAGUCAGCCCUGCAGAAAGCCAAGGCAGACCUGGCCCGGCAGCUCCGCGAGUACCAGGAGCUCAUGAAUGUCAAGCUGGCUCUGGACGUUGAGAUCGCAACCUACAGGAAGCUGCUGGAGGGAGAGGAGAGCAGGAUGUCUGGAGAGUGUCAGACCACAGUGAGCAUCUCUGUGGUGGGAGGCAACAGCAGCUCUGUGGGAGGUGGAUAUGGCGGCGGACUGUGCCUUGGAGGAGGAGGAAUUGGAUUCGGUGCUGGAAGUGGGAGAGGCAGCGUUAACACAAGUGGUGCUGGCCUCUGCUACAGCCUGGGAGGGGGCGGAUUUGGCUCCGGGGCAGGAUUUGGCUCUGGAGGGUCAGGAUACUGCUCUGUGGGCGGGGGGUCCAACUCAGUGGUGGUGGGGUCUGGCAGCAUCCUGAAGAACACCACCAGCUCUGUGUCCGUCAACCGGAGGGUCUAG
Tauraco erythrolophus (red-crested turaco) is the source of this 1752-nucleotide messenger RNA. Its product is annotated as keratin, type II cytoskeletal 4. Gene Ontology annotation, biological process: keratinization; intermediate filament organization. Gene Ontology annotation, molecular function: structural constituent of skin epidermis. Lineage: Eukaryota; Metazoa; Chordata; Aves; Musophagiformes; Musophagidae. The record is from RefSeq and is a predicted model, not a curated record. Gene Ontology annotation, cellular component: keratin filament.